UUUUUGUAUUCCUUCACCCAAGAGUCAACUGUAACAAAAAUCGCUCAACAAUGCCUGCUGCAACCACUAGCGCUACUACCUACGCCCUUGUGCAAGACCCGUCGCCUGGAACUCCCAUUGAGCCUACCCCUUCGGAGGUCAAGCAGGGAUAUGCUACCUUUGAGAAGAACCCCACCACUCUGCCCAAGCUGUUCCAGCCACUGAAGAUCCGCAACACCACGUUCAAGAACCGCCUGUGGGUUAGCCCCAUGUGCAUGUAUUCUGCAGAGGAUGGGUUCGCCAACGACUUCCACCUGGCGCACUAUGGCCAGCUUGCCAUGCGCGGUCCUGGUGCCAUUAUCAUGGAGGCCACAGCUGUCCUGCCUGAGGGACGCAUUACCCCCAACUGCCUUGGUAUCUGGAAGGAUGACCAGAUUGCCGGUCUCAAACGCAUUGUCGAUUUCGAGCAUCAGUUUGGGACCACUGCGGGAAUCCAGAUUGGUCAUGCUGGUCGCAAGGCCAGCACCAUUCCCCUCAGCCAGUAUGGCAAACGCCCGAGUCUCCGCGCCUCGGGUGAAGAGGGUGGCUGGCCCGAGAACGUCUACGGCCCGUCGGCUAUUCCAUUUGAUGACCAACACUGGGAGCCGAAGGAGAUGACGCUUGAGCAGAUCGAGAAUGUCCAGCAGGCGUUUGUUGAUGCUGCUGUGCGCGCUGACAAGGCCGGAUUCGAUUUUAUCGAGAUUCACGGUGCUCAUGGCUACCUGAUCAGCUCCUUCAACUCGCCGCUGUCCAACCACCGCACCGACAAGUAUGGUGGCUCAUUCGAGAACCGCACCCGGUUUGCUGUUGAGACUGUUCAGCGCAUGCGCAAGGUGUGGCCUGCUGAGAAACCUCUGUUUAUCCGUCUGUCAACCUCUGAGCUGGUCGAGGGCGGUUGGGCCCCGAAGGAUACUGUCGCGCUGGCCAAGAUCCUGCACCAGGAGGGUGUUGACCUUGUUGACUGCUCGUCGGGUGGCAACGAUGUUCGUCAGAAGAUCUCUGCUGGCCCAGGAUACCAGGUACCUUUUGCCACUGAGGUCAAGAAUGGUGCCCCUGGCGUUCUUGCCGGUGCUGUAGGCAUCAUCCUCGAUGGUGAACAGGCCAACGACAUUCUGGAGCAAGGCAAGGCUGAUGCUAUUUUGAUCGGCCGCGAAUUCCUCCGCGACCCGACAUUCGUACAGAAGGCUUCCCAGAAGCUGGGUGUGUUUGUCAAGUGGAACGACCAGUACGAGCGUGGCCGCCCCAAGACUCACUACCUCGUUCAGUAAACCAAAUGCUUAUAAACACAAUAUAU
Molecule: messenger RNA, 1312 nt
Organism: Linderina pennispora
Lineage: Eukaryota; Fungi; Kickxellomycota; Kickxellomycetes; Kickxellales; Kickxellaceae
Product: NADH:flavin oxidoreductase/NADH oxidase
Exons: 1
Coding region: 51-1286 (411 amino acids)
Cellular component (GO): intracellular anatomical structure
Molecular function (GO): FMN binding; NADP binding; NADPH dehydrogenase activity
Source: RefSeq, a predicted model, not a curated record